UCGGUUUCAUUUUGAUUCAAUGAUGUUGUUGAAUUAUGUUUAAUUAUAAUUGUACUUGUAAUCUUGUUUUAAUUUUUGUUUAUUAUUUAAUUUGAUUUAAUUGAAGGUGAUUAGAUUGUGGUCGUGAAAAUGUCGACUAAUAUUCAUAAUCAGACUAUCUCAUCAAGUGGAACUGUUCUCACUGUAACAAGACCAGUCUCAAGUCAGAGUGGAUCAAAUCAACAGCCACAGAUAUUGUCUGUUGUGUCUAAUCCAAGUAACCAGGCUAAUUUUUCACAAGUUGUUUUAACACCUAGUCGACCAGCAUCUAAUACCGUUACUGUGACACCCGCCUCUGUAUCAGCUCUUAGUCACCAAAGAGGAUCACAACCUCGGGUAAUCAAUUUAAAUCAACCAUUAAGGUUGGGAGGUCAGAUCCUCACUAGACCGACCAUGACUCUCAAUCAGCAGAACUUUCCAGUGGCUAGAAAUACAUUCAUUAUUAGGGAUGGUACAUUACAAUUUCUGAAUAUGAAUCACAAUUUAACUCAAUCAAAUCAACCACAGACCCUUAGAUUACAGACUAUGGUACCUCACUCAACUAAUGUGGGGACAACCAUAAGAGCACCUCAAAUGACAGCUAUACCCAAUUCUUCAGUGAUUACAUCCAGAAGUGGUCAAGUACAAUUAAGCCAACCAUUAACCAUUCAAACCACCCCGGCAAAUGCCCAAGCUGCAUCUUCACAACCAUCUCAAAUGUCACCAAAUACUGCUAAGAUUAAGUGCAAAAAUUUUCUUUCCACUUUGAUAAGACUAGCCAGUGAUCAGCCAGAACAAACGGCAAAUAAUGUUAAAAAUUUGAUCCAAAGCCUAAUUGAUGGAGUAAUCGAACCUGAUGAAUUUACCAAUCAAUUACAAAGUGAGCUUAAUUCUUCUCCUCAACCGUGUCUUAUACCAUUUCUUAAGAAAAGUUUGCCUUAUCUUCGACAUUCAUUAAUGGUACACGAGACGGCGAUCGAUGGUGUCCGACCUCCUCCCCCUGGGUCAGUCCAAUUACCUUUACAACCGCAAUCACUUUCCCAAAACACCUUUCAGCUCACUUCACAACCUAGACAAAAUACCAUCCGUGUACUUACAGCACCUCAGUUAGCAAGUUUGUCUAAUUUAACUCAAGGAACCGUACAAAUUACAAAUAUUCGUCCAACUACUAGUAGUUAUUCAUCAACAUCUACGGCGACCACGAUAACACCUGUUACUUCAGCUCAAUUUAGCAAAAUGCCUCUUAUUUCACAAAAUAAUGCUAAAAUUAGACCAUCAGCAGCGAAAGCCCGCAAUAUAGCAUAUUCCAAAGAAAAAAUAGAAAAGAAGGCUUUUGUAACUACGCUUCGCGACGAUGAUGAUAUUAAUGAUGUAGCCGCAAUGGGAGGUGUAAAUUUAGUUGAAGAAAGUCAGAGAAUAUUGGCCACCAAUGCUGAAUUCGUAGGAGCUCAAAUUAGAUCUUGUAAAGACGAAAAUUUCCUUUUUACUAAUCCACUUCAAAAUCGUAUUAAUGAAAUAGCUAAGAGAAAUGGUCUUGAUGACGUUCUUUCAGACGUAGUAUCCCUAGUCUCUCAUGCAGCGCAAGAGCGGUUAAAAACGUUAGUUGAAAAAUUAGGAAUCAUAGCUGAACAUAGGAUGGAAAAUUUUAAGAGUGAUCCAAGAUUUGAAGUAACUCAAGAUGUUAGAGCGCAAACAAAAUUUCUCGAGGAAUUGGAUAGAUUAGAAAAGAAAAGGCAUGAAGAGCAGGAGAGGGAGAUGUUAAUGAGAGCCGCGAAGAGUCGUUCUAAAUUGGAAGAUCCUGAACAACUUAAACUGAAGCAAAAAGCAAAGGAAAUGCAGCGAGCUGAAUUGGAAGAAGCUCGUCAAAGAGAGGCCAAUGAAACCGCUUUAUUAGCCAUAGGUCCUCGUAAAAAACUUAAAACUACAAACGCAUCAGAUAAUAGUCUAAAUAAUUCAUUUAUCAACAAUUCAUCUAAUAAUUCACAAGGCCUGUCAUUUUUUUCCAGUACGCCAGCUAAGGCACAGAUUCGUCGAUUUAAACGAGUAAAUAUACGUGACCUUCAGUUUUUAAUGGAACAAGAACGUGAAAUGAUUCGAAGUGUAAUGCUUUAUAAAGCAUAUGUCAAAUAAUAUAUUUCAAAGAUUACAAAAGAGAUACAAAUCUAAUUAAUUCAUAAAUCAACUUUUAAUAAAAUUGGAUGGUAGUUGAUUAAUCUACCAGAAUAUCACCAAAGGAGAAAACUCGAAAACAAAAUGCUUUUCAAUUUAAAAUUUUCGAGGUAUAUUAUGCAUAGCCGAAAGUGUUUUCUUUCUUUACUGUUUUUUUUGGAAACUUUUAAUAAGCAGAGCAACAAUCUUGCUGGUCAAAUAAUCACAUCGGAAAUGACCAUAUGAACAUGAAAGAAACACUGAGGACUUUAUCUAUAAAUAUAUUGCAAACAAAAUCUCAGCAACAAGAAAAAAAAGGAAUGCAUCUUAAAUCUCACCAUCUCUUGAUCAUCAUCAUCAUCAUCAUAAUCAUUAUAAUCAUCUUUACAAUCACUACCUAUCAUCAAAUUCAUCAUCAUUAAUUCAUCCUCACACUAAUAACCAACAAUACUAUCGUUUUCAACGUUUUCAACUUUUCGCUCAAUAUUUUCACCUGAAAUAUUAAAUUUAUGACAGGUUAAAACACUGAAAACAAUUAAAAUACAGAAUGUCUUUUA
Messenger RNA from Panonychus citri (citrus red mite), 2723 nucleotides. RefSeq names its product transcription initiation factor TFIID subunit 4B-like. The transcript is spliced from 9 exons. Lineage: Eukaryota; Metazoa; Arthropoda; Arachnida; Trombidiformes; Tetranychidae. The record is from RefSeq and is a predicted model, not a curated record. The coding region runs from base 130 to 2148 and encodes 672 amino acids. Gene Ontology annotation, molecular function: DNA binding; RNA polymerase II general transcription initiation factor activity; protein heterodimerization activity. Gene Ontology annotation, biological process: transcription initiation at RNA polymerase II promoter; DNA-templated transcription. Gene Ontology annotation, cellular component: transcription factor TFIID complex.